AUGAACCAGAAACAACUACUACACUACCGUCAGAAGAAAGCACAACUGCGAAUAACUGCGAGGAUCGUUUGGAGAAUUGCCCCCAAUUGGGUGAACAGGGAAAAUGUUCCGGUCCUCUCAAGGCUUUCUUCAAAGCAGAGUGUCCAAAAACGUGUGGAAUCUGUGGUGACGGUGGCAAAGAGGCCACUACAUCUAGACCGGCAGCUACACCUAAACCACCACCAAAAGAAAAUAUGCCUGCGAGUGAAUGCAAGGAUCAACUCGAGAACUGCGAUAGAUUGGCUGCUCAGGGAAAGUGUUACGGAGAACUCAGUGCUUUUUUCAUAA
Molecule: messenger RNA, 327 nt
Organism: Ostertagia ostertagi
Lineage: Eukaryota; Metazoa; Nematoda; Chromadorea; Rhabditida; Trichostrongylidae
Source: the annotation of a GenBank genome assembly